Messenger RNA from Prorocentrum cordatum, 1766 nucleotides. The record is from the annotation of a GenBank genome assembly. Lineage: Eukaryota; Dinophyceae; Prorocentrales; Prorocentraceae.
GUGCAGGAGGCCUUACUUCAUGUACGUCGAGCUGAACGCGCACCUGCAGCUGCGCACUGGUCGUUUGGCUUCGCCCUGGACAAGCAUAACGGACUCAGAGGUCUGGACGGCAAGAGGCUCAUCCGCCUGGUCUGCACCUUCUGGAAGUUUUUCUUCGGCGGUCUACUUCGGAAGCCGAGCAGCCAUGAGUGCGAGUUGAACUUCGAUCCGACUUGUCACGGCUACUUGGCGCACCGCAGGCGAGAGGACGCGAUGAUGGUCACUCGUUGUGUGGGAUAUGCUCUCAGACAGAAAGGCCUUCGCAGUGUCUCGGAAUUGCUGGAUAUGUCGAACGCUUUCGCUUGCACGCCACUCGAGUGGCUGGAUGAGGCAGUGGAGGAGCUGGCGGAGCCGGUGGACUGGGCCCUGCUGCACGACAGGAUACAUCAUCACAUCGUGGAGGUCGAGGCGCGUGGCGAGGCAUUACAUUUCGCCCUCGGACGCGGUGGUCUCAUGGGGACCUGUGAGGCGCCCAAGGAGUUUGCCGUGGCAUUUCGAAGACCCGUACAACAAUGGCGUGCUGAGUGUGCUGCUCAGGACGACCUCCUCCUAUUCAAGACACCUAUACUGGAGCUACCUGUUUCAUGCGCCGUGGUGCAGUUCGCUGACGAUUUGAAGAAACGCCACGUCAUCCUGUCUGGUUUGGCUACCGACGCACACGCAAUCAUCGAGGAAAGCCAGACGUUGCUAAUCACGGAGCUCGAGAAGGGGGGCUUCAAACAGAACAUGAAGAAGCGCGAGAUGGUCUCCGAGCUCAAACCUUCUGAAAACUUGAAGUUUAAAGCACUACUCAAGCCUGGGUCUGGAAAGAUACUACCACAUGCACGGCAUCUUGGUGGAAGAUACGUAUGGAACGACAACGCCAGUGUCGAGGUCGGCUACCGCAUUGACGCUUUAAAAAAAGGAUGGGCUGUCAUGGGCAGAUUUUGGUUCGCCAAGAGUCCUCACAAACUACGACGACAGCUCUUUCUGGGCAAGGUAGUGGGGGCUGCUCUCUCUGGCAUGUGCCGCUACGUACUCAGCGAGUCGGAACUUCAUCGUCUGGACGUUCAGAUUUGCAAGAAGUUGAGAGUGAUGGAAGGUGGAUCGCAGGUGGCACACGACACACAUGUCAAAGUUCUCACGAACAAGCAACUCAUGAAGCGCUGGGGAGUUGUGCCCUCAAAGGCGGCUCUGGCCAUGCAAAGGAUACGCUGGCUACAAGAUAUGGUGCGGCAUCCUCUGGCUCAUCAACAGGUUAUUGCAGCUCUCUGGGGACACUUGGAGGACGAGCCCUCGCCGAUCGACAUCGAAGGGAAGCUGACGGUGAGCACCAGCCCGUUCGCCAGGCAGUUCACCCGCGACCUCAUGCUGUUGGAGGGCAUCAGCGGCACGGAGGAUUUCUUCGAAGAAUGGGCGCUGGUCGGCAGGGCUUGGCAAGAGUUAUGGAGCUGCGAGGAGGUGAACAAUGCUUUUUUGAAAGUUGAUGCGAAGCUGCUGGAGGUGUCACUCAUGAGGGAAGAUCAGAUAUGGAAAAAACUUGCACCCAGAGCCAAGGAGUCGGAGGAGCCUGAGGGGGAGUUCGUGUGCGACCUGACCGACUCGCAGGGCGCCGUUUGCGGCCUGUGUUUUGAUUCCUUGAAGAAGCUGGUCGCGCAUAUGACGAAGGCCCGCGGCGGGUCUCACGGCGUCAUGUGCCCGCUUAGAUGCUGCGUGAUUGCGAACCAGUGCUUGAACUGUGGCAGCCU